This is a messenger RNA of Carassius auratus (goldfish), 999 nucleotides long. RefSeq lists its product as uncharacterized. The transcript is spliced from 5 exons. Lineage: Eukaryota; Metazoa; Chordata; Actinopteri; Cypriniformes; Cyprinidae. The record is from RefSeq and is a predicted model, not a curated record. The coding region runs from base 168 to 857 and encodes 229 amino acids.
CCUACCCCCCAGUCGGUUACCACAUCCAAUCAGUGUGCGCAGCAUCAUCGACAUCCAAUCACUAUGUAGAAGUCUUGGAGGCAAUUAGCUCCAGUAGCCAUUUAGUAACGGUUAAUGUUUGAAAUUCAUCACUGAAACUCAGGCGGUAACAAGGUAAAGUUAGCACCAUGUAUGGGUUGUUUUAUUUCGUUGACGGCUCCGUUAUUGGAGAGAGUACAUCUAUUAUACAGGAUGCAUAUAUAAAUGCUGGUGUUACAGUGACUUGCAAGGAAGACAUCCAGUCCCAGGAAGGCUGGAUAGAGGUGAUUUUGCCAGCUAAACGCAGGCAAGAUCCGAAGCCGGUUGCAGCCAAACUGCUGUUCAUGGCGGAAAACUACAAAGUAGUCCAGAAGCGUGUCGCUUUUCUCAAAUGGGGGGAUAUAUGGUCUUCCAGUCAGUCUGGCCAGGAGAAGGGGGUGGUGAAGCAAGGAAUGACUUCUGGUUCACAGAUGGCCAAGAUAGGCGAACAGCUCAAGAGGGACCUCAAACAGCAAGCUACAAGACAACUCCAUUCUACUCCUGCUAGAUAUGAGUCUGAUUCUGAUGACACAUGUUGUGAUAUUUUUGAUCCUCCCAAAAAACGAAAAAUGGUGAUUAACACCAGUGAGGAGGAGGAUGCCAUCCCUCAGGUGGAGUCUCAGCGGCCUGGGACAGUGCCUGCAGUUUUUGUUUUACUGGAUGAGGACAGUUUAAAGGCUCUGAAAGAUGCAGUGAGAGAGCGAAUCCCCAACACCGAGGUGGCAGAGAUCCGGGCCCUUCUAUGGAGGAAGUGCAGCAAUAAGAGCUACAAGUCCUCUAGUAACUCAAGUCAGAGCUAGAUAUGCAUUUGUAGUAAGUUGUUUUGCCAUUGUUCUGUUCCCGGCAUUUCAGAGAUAGUCGACUGUUCAAGGUUCCUCUUUUUGCAAAUAUCUGCUUUUGUGUGUUACUUUUGUGUUAAUAAUAAAGAAGAUUUUCUGAAAU